UAUAAAUAUGUAUAAUAUAUAAAGUUAGUAUAGUGUGAGUGUGUCAGAUUAUUUACAUACUUAUAGUCUAUACACUUAUGACUUUAGUACCAAAAUGUUUUUCAUUUGAUUAAUUAUCCAUUUGUAUUGACACAGCUGAAGUUUACUGGGAAAAAUAAACUUCUAAUCCAAAAUUAAUAGAUUAUUGUCAUCCUUCUAAGGUCAUAGGGAGAACACACAAAUGAAAACAAAAAAAGAAAGUGAAAGUACAGAGAAAUGUUCAGAAAAUGAAAACCAUUUCUUUCCUAUUAAAAGCCAUGCAUACAAGGAAUGCCUUCAGAAAACCUAGGGUCCAAGAUUAAGCCCUAAUUCCAGCUCAGUAAAACCUGCAGCACUCACAUUUCCCAAUGGCUCACCUGUUCCCUCUACUGGUGGCUCUAGUGGUGACCAGCUGUAGCCCUGUUGGAUCUCUGGCCUGUGAUCUGGCUCGGAACCAUGGCCAACUUAACAGGAACAUCUUGGUGCUUCUACACCAAAUGCGGAAAAUCUCCCCUUUCUUGUGUCUCAAGGACAGAAGAGACUUCAGGUUCCCCCAGGAGAUGGUGGAAGGGAGCCAGGUGCAGAAGGCCCAAGCCAUGUCUGUUCUCCAUGAGAUGCUGCAGCAGAUCUUCAACCUCUUCCACACAGAGCACUCCUCUGCUGCCUGGAACACGACCUUUUUAGACCAACUCCACGCUAGACUUCAUCAGCAACUGGCACACCUGGAGACCUGCUUGGUGCAGGUAAUGGGAGAAGGAGAAUCUGCUGGGGCGAUUAGGAGUCCUGCACUGACCUUGAGGAGGUACUUCCAGAGAAUCCAGGUCUACCUGAAAGAGAAGAAAUACAGUGACUGUGCCUGGGAAAUUGUCAGAGUGGAAAUCUUGAGAUCCUUGUUCUUAACAACAAACUUGCAAGAAAGAUUGAGAAGUAAAGAUGGAGACCUCGGCUCAUCUUGAAAUGAUUCUCAUUGACUAAUUUGCCAUAUAGCACUUGCACAUGUGACUCUGGUUGUUUCAAAAGACUUUUAUUUCUGCUUUAAUCAGAGAAUUGGUUGAAUUAAUUCUGCAAGUACUUUGUCAGUAUAUUAAGCAAGUAUAUGUUAAAAAGACUUAGGUCCAGGGGCAUUAGUCUUUAAGAUGUUAUUUAUUUUUAUUCAUUUAUUUAUUCUUAUAUUUUAUCAUAUUUAUGAUAUUUACAUUCUUAUAUAACAAAUGUUUGUCUUUACAUUGUCUUAAGAUUAGAAAACAUGUUUAGCUUUCUAUCCUGUUAAAUAUUACAUUUUAUUGUUUAUUAAAAUUUUU
Messenger RNA from Sapajus apella (tufted capuchin), 1319 nucleotides. RefSeq names its product interferon omega 1 (gene IFNW1). Lineage: Eukaryota; Metazoa; Chordata; Mammalia; Primates; Cebidae. The coding region runs from base 387 to 974 and encodes 195 amino acids. The transcript has a single exon. Gene Ontology annotation, biological process: defense response; humoral immune response; T cell activation involved in immune response. Gene Ontology annotation, cellular component: extracellular region. The record is from RefSeq and is a predicted model, not a curated record. Gene Ontology annotation, molecular function: cytokine activity; type I interferon receptor binding.